This is a messenger RNA of Monomorium pharaonis (pharaoh ant), 1671 nucleotides long. RefSeq lists its product as uncharacterized. The coding region runs from base 147 to 1394 and encodes 415 amino acids. NCBI's taxonomy places the organism in Eukaryota, Metazoa, Arthropoda, Insecta, Hymenoptera, Formicidae. The transcript is spliced from 5 exons. The record is from RefSeq and is a predicted model, not a curated record.
GUCUCAACCUUGAAUUUUAAAUAACAUCGCAAGUAGACAGCAUCAUUCCGCAAUUUAGCAGAAAAUUAUCUGGAGUAAAAGUAAUAAUUCAAUAGGACAUGAUAUCAUUAUGAAAUGAUAUAUGAUUGAUUCGCUUGGGGAGAGUCAUGGAGGACAUAGCGACGAUCGCCCUUGAUUCCACAAUGAGAAGUCAAAAUUCAAGUCACUCGAAGGAAUCAAAGGACUCGAUCAAUUCGGAACUGAAGCCGGAAAGUUAUUUAGAGUCAAAGCAUUCGAAAGAUGUUCUUAUUCCGGAAAAACAACAGCUGCAACAACAGCAUCAGCUAUCGAGGCGCGCGGAGGAUCAACAGGAUCGGGCGGCCUCAGAAGCCAAGGAUGACUCUAAUCUGCUCAUGUUCACAUCUUGCGGACAAUUAUUGCUUGGUAUUGUCUUAGUCGUCUUUGGUAUCCUAGUGCUCGUCCAUGGUGCUUCCUUGGGUGGAUCUGGUGCAGGGCUCUGGGCAGGUGCAGCCGCCCUAGUUGCUGGUGCACUAGGAGUGGUUGCAACAUUAGCGGCUUCAUCCACCAAAACAAAUUCUGCUUUUUCAUCUGCUCAUCUCGCAUCCAGUUUGAUCGCUCUUGCCCUGUCGAAUAUGGCAACUAUAACGGCGUUAACGGCGGUCGUCAGGGAUUCACAGAGGACACCGGAUGUGUCAUUUCUCAGUCUUUCAGAUGAUGAUAGCAAUGUGGUAGAAGUAGAUAACGGCUUGGCGGGUUUGCUAGCGAGCAUUGGCCUAUUGGUGGCUAGCGUGGCCGAGCUAUUAGUAUCCGGUUAUAGCUGCCUGACCUUGACACCGAAGUUAUGCGGCUGCUUGCGGGCGAGCAAUACUGAGGAGAUGAUGAUCGACAGUCAUCUCAAAACGCGCAAUAUGGUUCACCAAUGGGUCGUCACCCAAAAUCAUAUGCCAGCCAAGAGCCAACAACCACCUGUCUACGUGGUGCACCCGAUGCCAGUGCCAAUCCAUCCGAUGAUUCAGCCACCAUACGGCAUGCCGUCGACACCUGGAGGAUUUAUAUCUGCUAGAUCUCUUCCGAUCUCGACACCAAUGCCAUAUGGUGCUGUGCCCAUGUUGUCUCAUAUGUCUCCGUACGUCGGACGACCGCAAUCUCAAAUGUACCGAUCAAAGCACAAACGUCAGCCGUUCGCAGAUCAGGAAGAAGCAAAAAGGCAUAUUAAAAAUGAAUCUCCAAAAAUGUCAUCGCCCAAUGACGAUCAAGUUGAUUUGGCACAGACUUACACAGGGUUGGACAAAAGAAUUUCUGAAGAAUUUAUUUCCAUUGCAAUGGAUCCAGAUAGAAAAUCAAAAGUUUCCAGUUGUCACGGCAGUGAAAUUGGAACUGCAAAAACUUUUUGAUAACUUUUAAUCGCAGUAAUUGAGAAUUUGUGAAAUAUGCACAAAAAUGAAGUAUAUUUGCUCAUAAUUUAUGCUUAUUUUAUAAAUACGAUUUUGUUUCUACGAUUAUAAAUUUAAAAAUCAAUACUUCAUCAACAUCAUUCUUGAUUGAAUACUUUAAAUAUACUGAAAUAUAUUAAAUUUUUAAUUAUCUAAUGUCUUAUUUAAAUUAAUGCACUUGUUUCGUGGCAUUUAUAAAAUAUAAUACAAUGUUGAAAAAUAGAAAGAUAUCAAAUAA